Molecule: messenger RNA, 3434 nt
Organism: Diospyros lotus (date-plum)
Lineage: Eukaryota; Viridiplantae; Streptophyta; Magnoliopsida; Ericales; Ebenaceae
Product: protein MALE DISCOVERER 2-like
Exons: 13
Coding region: 936-3149 (737 amino acids)
Biological process (GO): protein phosphorylation
Molecular function (GO): protein binding; protein kinase activity; ATP binding
Source: RefSeq, a predicted model, not a curated record
GUGGCCCUGGUGUAGGGGUGUCAGAGAGAGAGAAAGGUCACCCAAAAAAAAAAAAAAGCACACAAAUUUAGAGAGAGAAAACACAAACAUCUCCCAUCAGGAGCUUUUGCCCCCCCCAGCCCCUCUCCCUUCCCCUCAUGGUCCUAGAGAGGCUCCUGCUCUGAGAUCAUCCUCAAGGGGGCAGUCAAGAAAGAAAAAAAAACCUAUUAUUAUUAUUAUUUUAUGUUUUGAUUUUCAUCUUUUCCUUUUUUUCUUUUCUUUGCUGCCUUUGGAGUCUGAUUUCUCUUCAAUUUCUCCUGCCCUCAAUCAAUUGGUUCAAGAAUAGUUUGUUCCAUUGAGGGAAUCACAGCAGCAGCAAAUAAAUUUUUAUCAUUGACUGCCCUUUUGCCCAUAUUUCCAGGUAAAUUUAAUGUCAAAUUGGUACCCUUUUCUUUGAUUGCUUGCCCAUAAGGCUAUCCUUGGUUCGCCUUUCUGUUUAUUACUUUUUUUGUGUAUUCACUUUGUGACUACUCUUUGUUUGGAGGACCCUUGCAUUCAACUCAACUAUUUUGUUUUUUCCCUCUCGUUGAAUUCAGCUCUGAUUGAAUUGAGCCUCAAAGAUAAUUUCUUUAUCUGGGUUUUGGGAUUAUCCAUUUUAGCCUAAAACUAUACAGAAAAGAGGAAACAAAAAAACAGAGGCAGAAAUGGGGGACCCCAAUUUCGUUAUUUGUGUCAAGAGGGCAGCCAAAUUUCGUAUUCUGUGUAAAAAUAUAGUAUGAGCCUGCUAGAAAAACUUGUACACAUACAUAUAUGCCCAUAUUUGUAAAUCCAACAAGUUGUUGUUGUUCAUAAUUUGUUACGGCUUCGAGUAAUCUUGGAGAGGGUGUUCUCUGCUAAACAAAACCUGGCGAGUUGUAUAGAAUCCUGGCUGUCAGAGGCCUCCAGAACUGCUACUUAUGGUUUGCCGAGCAAUGGGGGUUAGAUGGAAUACUCAUGGUAUCCAGUUAUCAUGUUUUGCAAUUUUGAUUCUUGUAUUGGCAAUUCAAGGGUGCUCGUCGCUUAAUUAUGAAGGAUUGGCAUUGUUGGAGCUCUAUGCGAGAGUGAAUUAUGAUCCAUAUGGUGCUUUUGCUAACUGGAAUCCAGAUGAUAACGACCCGUGCAUGUGGUUUGGCGUGUACUGUGUUGAUGGUAAAGUACAAAAGCUGGAUCUCGACGGGCUGUCUUUGGAAGGGGAAUUGGCCCCGGACCUUGGGAAGCUUACUCACCUGACAUCUCUUGUACUUCAUGACAACCAUUUUAUUGGUGAAAUCCCUAAAGAGAUUGGAGGACUUACAAUGCUGGAGGUAUUGGAUUUGAGAAAUAACAACUUGAGUGGAUCAAUUCCGGCAGAAAUAGGAAGACUACAAUCAUUGAAACGCUUGUUGCUUUCUGAUAAUAACUUUGAAGGAGAAAUUCCUGUUGAGCUUGGGAAGCUCAAUGUGCUUUCUGAAUUGCAGUUUGAUGAAAACCUUACAUGUGCUGUGUCUGCUGGAAUUGCCUGUCUAAAUAGAAAAUUUGGGCAUUGCAUCUGCCAGAGCAGUUCAAAACAACUAAAGAAAGUAGAUGCCAUCAUAAUCCCAAUUCGAGGGAUUCUUACUCGUUACCUAAGUGUGCUUCCAUGGUUCAAAUCUGGAAAAGAUUCCUUAAAUAAGCCUGCAUAUUAUUGCUAUGAGAGUGCACCAGGAGGUCAUGAGAUGCACAUCAAUCAACGUGUACAAAACCUAGCUAAUAUGGACAGGCGUAGGCUACUUCAACAGUCCAGUAAUCUGGCUGCUGCCCCAGCUAGUGAUGGAUCCCCUCCCAUACAGAUGGUUUCUGUUCCAAUUACACGGAGUAGUGGGUCUUUCCCUGCAGUACCAAAUGCAAAGAAAGGACAAUUACAUCCACCCGUGCCUUCUCCUGCCAUGUCUUCAUCUGAACAUAAUCAUAAUUCUGAUGGGCAGCUUUUGGGUUCUACAAACAAGCCUACUGGGUAUUCAGGAAAUUCUGGAAAUGUAUGGAAGUAUUUAGCAAUUUCAGGAAUUGUUCUCUUGCUUGUUGUUGCCAUAGUCAUGUUUUUCAUGUGUCGGAACCGAGCUGUCACAACUAUUGGUCCGUGGAAGACUGGAUUGAGUGGACAGUUGCAGAAAGCAUUUGUUACAGGGGUUCCCAAACUGAAUCGGUCAGAGCUAGAAACCGCUUGCGAGGAUUUCAGCAACAUUAUUAAUACAAUUGCUGAUUGCACAGUAUACAAGGGAACAUUAUCAAGCGGAGUUGAGAUUGCUGUUGCAUCAACUGCAAUACCUUCUGCCAAAGACUGGUCCAAGCGCUCUGAAAUAGCAUACCGGAAGAAGAUCGAUACACUUUCAAGAGUAAACCACAAGAACUUUGUUAAUCUUAUUGGCUACUGUGAGGAGGAAGAGCCUUUUGCUAGAAUGAUGGUGUUUGAGUAUGCUCCUAACGGAACCCUCUCAGAGCACCUGCACGUUAAGGAAGUCGAGCAUCUUGACUGGAAUGCAAGGGUUAGGAUCAUUAUGGGAACAGCAUACUGUCUCCAGUACAUGCACGAGCUGAAUCCGCCUGUGGCACAUUCUAAUCUGAAUUCAAAUGCUAUCUUUCUCACUGAUGAUUAUGCUGCUAAAAUUGCAGAGAUUGGAUUCGGCACAAACGUUUCAUCCAAAACCACUGACGGGUCAUCCAAAGCUUCGGACGCUUCUUCCAAAGCCACAGACGCUUCUUCCAAAGCCUGGGCUGGAAAGGAAUCAGAGGACUCCGAGCUGCCACCGUUUUCUGAUCCCGAAACAAACGUCUACUGUUUUGGAGUGUUGCUGCUCGAGAUUAUUUCUGGGAAGUUACGUUACUCGAAAGAGCAAGGAUCUCUGGUGAACUGGGCUGGUGAGUAUUUGAACGACAAGCGGAGCACCAGCCACCUGAUCGACCCGACCCUCAAGUCCUUCAAGAACAACGAGCUCGACGUCAUCUGCGAGAUCAUCCAAGUGUGCAUUCAGCAGGACGCGAGGAAGAGACCAACGAUGAAGGAAAUAAUCGAGAGGCUGAGGGAAAUGAUCCCGAUAACCCCCGACGCAGCGACUCCGAGGCUUUCUCCUCUCUGGUGGGCCGAGCUGGAGAUCCUAUCGGCGGAGGCGGCAUAAAAUUUGGUUGACUGAUUGAUUGAUGAUCAGCAUUUCGCUCUUAAAUUUUCCCUGAUCACUCUGUUGUAUGUGAAGUGAAGUGUCCUCUCUCUCUCUCUUUGGAAAAAAAAAAAAAAAAAACACGCGCGCACACACGAACCAACAUAGAAAGAAAGAGUUCUGUUGUUUUCUGCGCCAGCCAGCUGCCCCUCUUCGCAUUACUUAGUAUUUUAGCCAAUGCAUUGCAUUUCUCCCAGCCCGUUUUUAGUCAUUGCCUAUGGUUCAUUCAACGCAAUUCUUUGCUUG